UGUGACAUGCAAAAGCGUCCCUGGCUGGAACUGAAUCGGGGAUGUUGGGGUCAAAUUGUAUGCAUCUUGACUGCAGUGCCCUUUUUGUAGUGAUUUUUUUUAUCAAGCUGAGGUGCCCCAGACAAGUUCCUGCAGCAGAUUCCUGGUUGUCUGCUCCGAAAAAAGGGUUCCACUAUGACCAUGGCUCUAGGGCGUAACCAGCCCCUGAAGAGAGAACGGCCUAAAUGGAAAAGUGACUACCCGAUGACUGAGGGCCAGCUGCGCAGCAAGAGAGAUGAGUUCUGGGAUACGGCGCCAGCAUUCGAGGGCCGGAAGGAGAUCUGGGACGCGCUGCGAGCUGCGGCCAGCGCCUUUGAGAGUAAUGACCACCUGCUGGCUCAGGCCAUCCUCGAUGGAGCCAGCAUCACACUGCCGCACGGCGCUCUGACUGAAUGUUAUGAUGAACUGGGGAAUCGAUACCAGCUGCCAGUCUACUGCCUCUCUCCUCCCGUCAACAUGAUUGAAGAGCGUUCUGAAGAGCUUGACGGUUCAGAUCCAGACUCCGGGGCCGCUGACCCGUCCAUGGGCAGCGCUAGCGACCCCGCCUCAGGAGGAGAGUGCCAGCUUCGGCUCCGGCUCUCCACGGGUCGCGACCUCCGGCUGGGGGUCCGUUCCACGGACACGGUGGGCAUGAUGAAGCGUCGUCUACAAAGCCACGAGGGCGUGCCUGCCACAACCCAGCGCUGGUUUUUCUCAGGUCGGCCACUGACAGACAGGCUACGCUUGGACCAACUCAACAUCUCCAGAGACUAUGUGGUGCAGGUCAUCCUCAGCCAGCCGCCACCGCCAGAGCCGGCGUCAACACCAGGACACACACCGGAGGCCUCUGGGCCAGUGGAAGGAGUGGCUGCACUGCCGCAGGAGCCCACGCCGGUGGAGAAUUAGCUCCCCCCAACCUGGCAGCCUGGAGGUGGCGGUAUAACAGGAGGAGGAUAAGGGAGAAAAAAGAAUGAAAGUUGAUUCUGACUAUUUCUUGAUUUGCACUCUUCUCUUCUCUCUUUAUUUUUGCUGAGAAGGGCUUCGUCUGGGCAGAGGUUGGCUGUCUGCCGGAGCAAAAGGACUCUUGAAUUGAGAAAAGACUCUCCUUUUGGUUUUACACAGUGAAAUUUUUGACCUUUUUGAAGUCUUUUUAACUGUUCCUAUGGAAACCAAACAACAAAACGAGAACUUUGUCUGGCUUAAAGGGUUUUCUUAGCAGCGCUGAUGUUCGAAUGUUUCUGUGUUUCAGUUUCCAUUCAAGUUCUGCUCUCCGGCAAAGCUGGGUCAGCAGAAUUCUGUUCGAGAGGCUACAGGGUUAUUACAUACACUUUGAUUAGAUACAUUUUCAACAUAGACAGUUUAGAAAGAAAGGAAUACAGAAAGUCUAACAAUCAUGACAGUUAUUCUGGCAGUUAUUCUUAAUUACAUGUGAAUCAAAUCAAGAACACUUCCUCAUUUGGGGAUUAAGUCAGUAUGCUAACAGCUGUAAAGAAAGAUUGGAAUUGCUAGCUAGUAAACAGAAAUGUGUCCUCCCUCUUAUCAAGAGGUUGCAGUCAGGAGGCAUGACGAUGUUUUACCAAGCUGCCGCUGGAUUAGAUGCUUUAUUUCACUCUGCUUCACAGAACAAUCAGAGCAAUCAUGUAAUAAACAUUAAGUAGUCAGCCUAUGUGUGUGUGUGUGAGAUAGAGCGUGUAUGAGUGCGUGUGUGGAUGUUCAUAUUUGUUCAAGAUACAACCACACUUAUUCAUGUGGCAAAGGAUGGAAUACAC
Chelmon rostratus (copperband butterflyfish) is the source of this 1787-nucleotide messenger RNA. RefSeq names its product ubiquitin domain containing 2 (gene ubtd2). Gene Ontology annotation, molecular function: protein binding. The transcript has 3 exons. The record is from RefSeq and is a predicted model, not a curated record. The coding region runs from base 175 to 924 and encodes 249 amino acids. Lineage: Eukaryota; Metazoa; Chordata; Actinopteri; Chaetodontiformes; Chaetodontidae.